Sinocyclocheilus anshuiensis is the source of this 5630-nucleotide messenger RNA. RefSeq lists its product as uncharacterized. The coding region runs from base 2610 to 5153 and encodes 847 amino acids. The record is from RefSeq and is a predicted model, not a curated record. The transcript has 12 exons. Lineage: Eukaryota; Metazoa; Chordata; Actinopteri; Cypriniformes; Cyprinidae.
AUUCCAUCUACACAAGUGGGGUAGGUGAUUAUAAUUGGAGAAACUAUGCAGAAACUCAGCGGAGAACUGCAAGCUCAAAAAGCCAUGUGAAAUUGCUCAAGGGACCCCACUCUGAGUCAUUAUAGGCAAUGAUUAUGAUGGGAGCAUUUUGGAGUGUGUCAUGUUGCGUCAUUAGCAGUGUAAGUAGGGUGUCACUCUGCACACUCUGAAUGUGUGUGUCAAAGACACAGCCGGUGCGAUGAAUAUGAACAUGGAGGAUAAUUGUGCUGGGUUGCAUUUUAUACGAUAGUUUGAGUUUUAAAGUGGAAGAACGUUUUUCAUUCUGUUGUUUUUUUUUUAAUCAUCACGGACAUGGAAGCAAAAGUGAAUUUUCUCAAAGGCCUAAGGAUCAUUAGAUAGCCUAUAUGAUACAUUAAUACUAAUUUGAUAAGUUUUACUAGGAGGCAUGUCUGUAAUUAAAACAGGCCAUACAGUUUAUUAUGGCUAAGCAUUUUAGAUGGACCACGUUCACACAGCAGCAGACUAUGGUUGUCAGUCCUGUAUUUGAGUCCUUUAAUACAGUUACAUUCACACACAGUUUGCUUAUUUAUGCAUUCUUUAACCAAACUCAGAAUAUUUCGAGACUCACAAAUGUAAGUAAAUGUGGUUGUCAAUCCCAAACACUGACAUUGCUAACGUAGCCAUUGGUAAUAUUCCCCGAUUACCAAUUUCAUAUUGGCCUGUGGGGAAUGAAAUUAGUAAAGUACAUGUGCUCAAUGACACAUUUAUUGAAACUUUGAUUUAAUUAGCUUGAGAAAGGUAUUAUGCAUAAUCAUGAAUAAGUUACAUUUUUGGAAUUUGCCAAUAUUCUUUUAUCAAAUCCAUCAGUGUAAUGUGGGCAAAUUAAACAGGACUAGAAACAUGUUCAGUGCAUAAUUUAACUUGUUUACUAUAUAUCAGUGUCUAAAAUGGCUCAUGGGCUCAAUGUCUGAUUUUGUCACCAAGCAAUGCAUAGACUGACGGUCUGUUGGAAACAGAGUUGGAGUGGAGCGAUGACAAUUUGCCCUCCUCACUCAAAGUGAUCUGUGAAACGUCCCAGUAUGUUUAUGGUAAAUAUCAGAAUGUCAGUUGCCCAAUCAAAUUGUAGCGCAAGAACUCUUAAUAAUCUGUAUAACCUCGUAUAUACAGCAUCUGACCAAGAGAGUUAGUGGGAAUAAUGCUGUGUGUGUGUGUGUGUGUGUUCGAGGGCUCAUGUGAAUGCUUCAGAGCUUUUUAAAUUAAUUCCAAAGCUCUUUAAUUUAACAGGAAUAUCAAUGAAAGGAGAAGAUAUGGCUGAUGAACAGCUGAACAAGGAAAAAACUGUGUCAUAACUGUGUUGUUGGAACAUGGCUUAAGGGCCAGGGCUGUUGUACCAAAAUCACAGGCAAAAAUAUCUGUUACUCUGACUUGCAUAUUGAGAUUCACAGUGUUUUGAAGGGAAUUGGAAUCGAGCAUAUAUGCACUUUCUCAGUGCUUUAGGUUUUAUAAAUAUUUUUCCAAUUCACUUUCAGCUCUGAGAUUAACAAAACAAUGUUACACACUUUGAUUUGAACAUAUAUUAUCAAGGAAUGGACCACAAUCCCAAGACGAUGUGAAUGACAUAAUCAAAUAAAGAACACAAAUAACAAUAUGCACUGUAAACUUGAAAAUCUCAAAGAUUUAAUGCCAUGAACAAGGCAAUCGAGUGAUUAUUUCAUCCUCAAAAGCACUUAUGUCUUGUAAGCCCCAUUAUCAUGUAAACACAAAAUUUUUGCUAGGCAGACUGAUAAAAAUGCUCUUACUCCCAGAAGUCAUACAAAGCCAGCCAAUCAAAUUAGACCUUGCCAGAUCAAGAAAAUGAUUUGCAGUUAUGUGCGCAAUAUGCAUCAGACAGUCAGUGAAUGGAUUUUAGGCAGUCUAUAGAAUGUGAGGUUUAAUGUUUGAAAAAGUGGUCUGGAGGGGGUACAAUUCAUGUGAACACCAGAACAAUUAGCAACUGUCCUAACUAAUGGAUGUUUAUGGAUUAUGUUGUAUAAUAAAAAAAUUGACCAUUUAUCGGUCAAAUUAACCUCUUAAUCAUCACAUAAAAAUUCAGCACACUGGUUUGCCACUUUACAUAUAUCUUUGUUAGUUAUGCAGACAAAUACAAUAUAUGAAUUAUCCAGCAUACAGUACAUGAGAACUCCUUCAGAACUGCUUAAAUCAGGUUGGUAUGACAUCUGCUAGUAAUCACAAACGUAACACUUCUCUGUCAAGAGAGCAAGCUAACAAUAGUUAAUUGUCAGAUUUUAAAAUGUGAGCAGGAAAGGGCCGUCCCCAACUCCUACAUGUAUACACUGAAUGGACCCUCUGUUUCUAGCGCAUUCCAAUGAAUAUACAACAGCUUGAAAGCAAUCUGGGAGACCACAUAUUAUCAUUCUCAAACCGUUUCAUGUCAACGGCAGUGCUAAAGUCAGCAGAAGGUCACCACUGUGUUUGCAACUAAGCUGAAGUCUUUCACCUUUGUGCCACUUCUAAAAAGACUGCCUGUUGAGAACAAGGUUUGGAAAAAGGUACUUCAGGCAAGGAAACCAAACAAGACUUCACAAGAGCCAGGGGACACUGAGAGAAGCAUGGCGGAAGAGGGUGUCUACAAAGCAGAGGUUGUUUACGUCCAAGACCCUGAAGAGGGCCAGCUUGAAGAAACGCUCAAGAACACCACUCAAAGUGAGAUUCUGUCAGCUGACAAUUUAACCCUUAAACCACUCACCAUGCUAGCUGGGCUUCACGCAGAAUCUGGUAGCAUAACCCCCGAGCCUAGCCCAGCCACCAUGGAAACCACUGAUAACAAACACCUUGGCAUUUCUCAGCUAAGCUUUCACAACACUUCACAGGCUGCUGAGGUCAGCUCAGGUCUGUUUUUAAAUAGCUCAGCUCAGAGAGAGGAGGCCCUUAGCCCUGCCAGCUCCAUGGAUUUUUUCACUUCCCCUGCUUCUUCUAAGGAGUCUAUUCUCUCCGAGGGCUGGGACAAGGAGAGGAGCUGGUCAGGGCUCCACAUGUUCUCACGGGAUGGUUCUCCUGGGCCCUUUAGUGGCACGGUUUCCCCAUGUUCUUCCAUAAGAUCCGGGGCCUUCACACCUUCUGUGGUAAGAAUCAAGAGACACUCCUUGGCUCCGGGCUCUAGUCUGCUGCAGAUGUCGUCUGCUUGCGAAACACCCUGCUGUGACAGUCGGGCAAACUCACCCUGUCCUCUUACGCCCCGUGCACGGCACAGACUCCCUCCAACCCAGCUCUCCCUGUUAACGGCCAUCCUCAGGAAAGGUCGUCUACCUGUCCUGUCCUCUGCUUUUCAAAGACCUUACAUACCCUGCUGGCCCAUCAGUCCAGUUAACGUGUCUUCCUGUUCAGCAUGCUCAGCUGCCUCUUCUGUUGCACCCAUGAACGUCUCUAAAGCAAAGUCUUGUACCUCCAUAGAUAGACCCCGUACUGAGUCUUGCCAAGUUUCAAAGACGCAACUAUGGAAACCAGACCAUAGUUCUCUUUCAGUGUCAUCAAUGGUCAAGACACCUGAUGAAAUCCCACUAAUGAAACCUCCAGAAAGACUUGACUCAUGUCAACAUUUCACUAGUACUAGUCACAUCGUCUCACCUACAAAACACAGCCCUUCACCAAGCUUACCUAGAGUCCAGCCUACCAAUUCUCACCUGUCGAAAUCAGGUCACAAAGGAAAUAGUUUACCGACAGUUCCUAGCUCUCUUUUGUGCAGCUCCCUAUCCCGGAUGAACUCCUCAUCUCCUAAAUCAAGCUCUCUGUCUUGCUCCAGCCCUGAGAACCAGAAAAAUCCAUCAGUGUCAGUGGAUAGCCUUGCAUCUAUAGAACCAAACAAACCUUUAGCAUCCUUAAUGCAGAACGAUGAAACAAAAUCCCAUGAUAGGUCUGAAAAAUAUUCACUGGCACUAAAACAGGGUCAGAAAUCAUCUGAGCUCACCAAUGCACCAUAUCUGAAAGAUAGAGGUAGUUCAUCUGACAAUUUAGACUCCUCUGUAUCAAAACCUGCACAAAAUUCAUGUAAAUCUUCUUCCUUUCCUACUCUGAAACACACAAUUGAAUCGCAUAGUAAUUCCAUAUCUCCUGUUUUAAGUCACAAGGAGAGUAAACAAAAUAUUGGUGGCAAUAGUGAUAUCGAAAGAGUGCACCUAUCAUCCCCAGCUUUUAGACUGUCUCCCUCUCCCAGACCCGUGGGUCUCACCUGCCUGUCCUACACACCUCCAGCCUCUCCUGCUUGUCCCCCAGUCCACCCAAACUCCCGCUCCUCCACCCCAGACCACUGCACCCUCUCGCCCUCCCCAGCGGUCCCAAGUCGUCAGCUCUCCCCCUCACCCUCAUACUCCUUCUGUUCAUCACCCUCUCCGUCCCUAUGGGGCAGCACACCAGACUGCGCAGAUGGGGACUGUAAAAAUAGAAAGACAUACAAGAUCAAAUCCACCUACAAGGCACUCGCUGCUAUCCCCACAAAUACUCUGCUCCUGGAACAGCAGGCUUUAGAUGAAGAGGUCAACAAGAAAGAGGCUUCAUUUAACCCCGCAGACAACUAUUCUUGGGAGGACCCACAUGCAGAGAUGUGCUCUCCUGCGCAGCUGCGUCAGCAGACCGCAGAACUGUACGCAACCAUUGAUGAAGUCCUCGAGGACUCGAUCCAAAGACAUCAAUCAGACCAUGUGAACAAAGCCAAUGUGAAGUCUUUGGCAGCGGAGGCAUCAAGGUCACAGACGUCAUCACCAUCUCCAAAACUAUUGGGACGGGAAACAAGAUAUGCAAGCUCUCCUUUUCAACCCUCUGUAACUACGGAAAAAACACUGACAAAGCCUGGAGUUAUUAGACCAGUUAUUGCAACAUCCAGAUUUACAGAUGAUGAAGAAUUCCACCCAAAUCCUUUCAAGAGCCAUCAAGGAAACAAAUCCAAUCGUUACCAAUACAAGUUUGUCAGCAGUGCGCUCUGCGAUGAAACCCAAGCAGAUGGUAGAGGAGCUUCAGACGGGCAGCCAGCGUGUGGAGAGGCACUUCCUUCAGAGCCACAAGGAGACUACAAGACAAGGCUGGCAUCUCUGAUCACACAGACCAGGAUCUCCAUGCAAGAUGUUCCCACCUCCAUGAAACCCCAGGAGACACACAUGUGAUGCUUACAAGAGAGCCUGGACUGAUCGUAACUGUGACUGCACAUUAAAAAGCCUAUUAAAGGCAGCACACGUCAAGCAUCUUCCUCAAUUGAAGAUGCACAAAGUAAUUUUAAUCGAAAUGAAUGAAUAGUAAAAUGAUGUUUGCUUACAAACUCAAGGUCAGGUUUCACCCCAAAAUCAAAAGUAAGAAGUAAUAAUAGCUCUAUACAACAGACUCAUUCAUUUUUUCCCUUUCUUUCUUAUUUUGCUGUGAAAUCUGACCAGUUGGUAACUGUUUUUAUACCAUUCACCCAAUAAGAGCAUAAGAACUGACGUAAUUAUUAGUGCACUUUUAUGUACAAUCAUCCAGUCAAAUAGUGAUUGCUCUGAAAUUGGCCCUACUGUCCACCAGUUGCGGCAUUUCACAAAACCAUAGGGUAUGGCAGUGGUGUAAAUCGGGGGUGGGGGGUAUGCACAUUACUAAGCACUGAAAUAUAA